GUGACGCGGUCCGGGGAAGAGCCUUAAGCGGGGUGUGUGUUGCCGGCCCGACCUAAAGCGUCAGGACCACGCCGGGCGCAAGCCCCGCCCAGCUAUCAUAGAGCACAAGGAUAAAGUCAAAGUUGCCUACCCCGGAGGCCAGUGGACUCAGUCCCUGACACCAGCACCAUGCCCAUGACACUGGGUUACUGGGACAUCCGUGGGCUGGCUCAUGCCAUUCGCCUGCUCCUGGAAUACACAGACUCAAGCUAUGAGGAGAAGAGAUACACCAUGGGGGACGCUCCCGACUAUGAUAGAAGCCAAUGGCUGAGUGAGAAAUUCAAACUGGGCCUGGACUUUCCCAAUCUGCCCUACUUAAUUGAUGGAUCGAACAAGAUCACCCAGAGCAACGCCAUCCUGCGCUACAUCGCCCGCAAGCACGGCCUGUGUGGAGAGACAGAGGAGGAGAGGAUUCGUGUGGACAUUUUGGAGAACCAGGCUAUGGAUGUCUCCAAUCAGCUGGCCAGAGUCUGUUACAGCCCAGACUUUGAGAAACUGAAAGCAGAGUACUUGGAGCAGCUCCCUGGAAUGAUGAAGCUCUUCUCACAGUUCUUGGGGAAGCAGACAUGGUUUGUUGGUGAAAAGAUUACUUUUGUGGAUUUCCUUGCUUAUGAUAUCCUGGACCUGCACCUUAUAUUCGAACCCAAGUGUCUGGAUGCAUUCCCAAACCUGAAAGACUUUGUGGCCCGCUUUGAGGGACUGAAGAAGAUCUCUGCCUACAUGAAGAGUAGCCGCUUCCUCCGAACACCUCUGUAUACAAGGGUGGCCACGUGGGGCAAUAAGUAGGGCAGGAGGGAGAAUGGGGAACCUGGGGCUCUGGGACAGUUGAACUUCCGGUAGCCCUGGCACUUCCUUCUUUCCAUCUCCUUCCUGACCCCAGAAUGUCACAGGUCCUCUUUCCUUUCACCCAGUCCCUGCCCUUUCAAGCCCAGGCUCCUAGGUUUCCUUCAGCCAAGUGUCCUUUUAGCGUGGUGACUGUCCCACUUGACAGUCUUGCCUGUCAGUUGCUGUGACAUCGAGAAAAGUGGGGACUCUCAGAGCCUGGGCUCCCCGUGCCUGCCAGGAGUCUAGGGAUGCCUGAUGCAUGAGGUCACUGCCCGGCCAUGUCAGGUACCUACUGUGAGGUCUGAACCACACUGGCCCUGGCUGCUGCACUGCCGGUUUUCAGGUUUUCACUGCUACCUCCAAAGACUCCCUUGAGAGCUGGCAGAGUUCACAGGGAUUCUGGUUGGAUAAGUAGGGGUUUGAGACUUCCUGACCCUGUCUGAUAGCCUCAUAGCAGGCAGUUGCAGGAGGCUCUGCAGAGCUCAGAGAGCCUUUUGGAACUUGGGAUCUCCUGUACUCUAGCAUUACUAAGGCUUAUCACGCAGGUCUCGGAUGAGGACCCAGGCUGGGGGAGAGUCCCCAGCGGGAAGCCAGAAUCCUCUCUGCCUCCCUUUAGUAUGGCUGCAUUACAUCUAUGUGUCUCCAGGAUCCUGCCUCUUCCAUCUCUGAUGCCUUUGGAGUAUCCUGUUCUGGUCACCAGAGAUGGGGACCAACUUGGUUAAUUCCUUCUCUCUGUGAGGCCCUGUUAAAUAAAUUUCUUCAUGCUUUCAUA
This is a messenger RNA of Mesocricetus auratus (golden hamster), 1636 nucleotides long. RefSeq names its product glutathione S-transferase mu 4 (gene Gstm4). The transcript is spliced from 8 exons. Gene Ontology annotation, molecular function: glutathione transferase activity. NCBI's taxonomy places the organism in Eukaryota, Metazoa, Chordata, Mammalia, Rodentia, Cricetidae. The record is from RefSeq and is a predicted model, not a curated record. Bases 169 to 825 code for a protein of 218 amino acids. Gene Ontology annotation, biological process: glutathione metabolic process.